AGGCUGCGCUCUGGGCGGCAGUCGGGAGGAAGGCAGCUGGACCCAGUCAUGGAGCUCAGCGUCCUUCUCCUCCUUGCUCUCCUCACUGGACUCUUGGUUCUGCUGACCAGGGGCCACCCGAAGGCCUAUGGCCGCCUCCCGCCGGGUCCCCGUCCUCUGCCCUUCUUGGGGAAUGUUCUUCAGAUGGACAGGAAUGGCUUACUCAAAUCCUUCCUCAGGCUCCGGGAGAAAUAUGGGGAUGUCUUCACAGUGUACCUGGGGCCAAGGCCCGUGGUCAUGCUGUGUGGGAUAGAAGCCAUACGGGAGGCCCUGGUGGACCAAGCUGAGGCCUUCUCCGGACGGGGGAAAAUUGCUAUAGUUGAGCCCAUCUUCCAGGGCUACGGUGUGGUCUUUGCCAACGGGGAACGAUGGAAGGCCCUUCGCCGAUUCUCUCUGGCCACCAUGAGGGACUUCGGGAUGGGGAAACGGAGUGUGGAGGAACGGAUUCAGGAGGAGGCUCAGUGUCUGGUGGAGGAACUACGGAAAACCCAAGGAGCCCUCCAGGACCCCACCUUGUUCUUCCACUCCAUGACCGCCAACAUCAUCUGUUCCAUUGUCUUUGGAAAACGCUUUGGCUACAAAGACCCUGAAUUCCUGCGGCUGCUGGACCUGUUCUACCAGUCCUUCGCGCUCAUCAGCUCCUUCUCCAGCCAGGUGUUCGAGCUUUUCCACAACGUCUUGAAGUACUUUCCUGGUGCCCACAGGCAAGUCUACGACAACCUGCAGGAAAUCAACGCCUUCAUUGGCCGCGUCGUGGAGAAGCACCGUGAAACCCUGGACCCCAGCUCCCCCCAGGACUUCAUCGACGCCUACCUUAUCCGCAUGGACAAAGAGAAGGCUGACCCCAGCAGCGAGUUCCACCAGCAGAACCUCAUCCUCACGACACUCUCCCUCUUCUUCGCGGGCACGGAGACCACCAGCACCACGCUCCGCUACGGAUUCCUGCUCAUGCUCAAAUACCCCCACAUCACAGAGAGAAUCCACAAGGAGAUUGACCAGGUGAUUGGCCCACACCGCCUUCCAUCCCUUGAUGACCGAGCCAAAAUGCCAUACACGGAUGCCGUCAUCCACGAGAUUCAAAGAUUCGGGGACCUCAUCCCAAUUGGCGUGCCCCAUAUGGUUACCAAAGACACUUGCUUCAGAGGGUACAUCAUUCCCAAGGGCACUGAAGUAUUUCCCAUCCUGCACUCUGCUCUCAAUGAUCCACGUUACUUUGAAAAACCGGAUGUCUUCAACCCUGACCACUUUCUGGAUGCCAAGGGGGUAUUGAAGAAGAAUGAAGCUUUUAUCCCCUUCUCCAUAGGGAAGCGCAUCUGUCUUGGUGAAGGCGUUGCCCGCAUGGAAUUAUUCCUCUUUUUCACCACCAUUCUCCAGAACUUCUCCGUGGCCAGCCCUGUGGCCCCUGAAGACAUUGACCUCACACCCCGGGAGAUCGGUGUGGGCAAAGUGCCCCCUGUGUACCAGAUCAGCUUUCUGUCUCGUGAAGGGUGCUGAGGGUGGGGGGGGAGUCAAAGAAUCCCAGGAUCACGAAGUAUCCCACCUCUGCAGAGAACAGCUCCUUGCCUCUCUCUGGGUCUUCCUGCCAUGAAGAGACCCACAGCCAGCCAGCACCAUCCCCUCCUUGGUGCCACCGCCCUGGGAAAGUCCUCUCUGCCACCUCAUCUCAGCCCAUCAUUCUCCAGCUCUUGUAAAGACUCGUUGGAAGUGUUUUCUCUCCUUUGUUAACAGAGUUCUGGAUGUACUGCGUAUAUAAAAGCUGGGGGCUAAGAGGGAAGACACGGCUCCCUUCUACCUCCCAAGCCACGGCUUCCUCCAGUGACUACUCCCUUCCUCAGAACUACCACCCGCUCCUAGCAACUGUUUGUGCUCCAUGAUCUGUGCGUACAUGAUCUCACUUGAAUCUUCCUUCCAGUAUUUCCAUGGGGGUGGGUGUGAUGAUCGCGUCCAUCUUACAGAUGAGUAAACAAAGGCCAGGCACUAGCAUCCGUUGUCCCAGGUUGUAUGGCUGGGAGUGGAAGAGCAAGAUUCACACUCCAUCUCCCUGGCUCUCAAACUCAAAUUCUUCAGCCGGUCCUGCCCAACUAACCCCCAAUAUAUUUUUAAAUUAUGGUGAAAUUAACAUAACAUAAAAUAAAGUGUUUUAAAGUGUA
Mustela erminea (ermine) is the source of this 2189-nucleotide messenger RNA. RefSeq names its product cytochrome P450 2B11. The record is from RefSeq and is a predicted model, not a curated record. Lineage: Eukaryota; Metazoa; Chordata; Mammalia; Carnivora; Mustelidae. Gene Ontology annotation, biological process: xenobiotic metabolic process. Gene Ontology annotation, cellular component: cytoplasm; intracellular membrane-bounded organelle. The coding region runs from base 49 to 1533 and encodes 494 amino acids. Gene Ontology annotation, molecular function: oxidoreductase activity, acting on paired donors, with incorporation or reduction of molecular oxygen, reduced flavin or flavoprotein as one donor, and incorporation of one atom of oxygen; heme binding; iron ion binding. The transcript is spliced from 9 exons.